AUGUACAAGGGAAUUAUCUUGAUUUCCUUCGUUUUCCUGCCAAUCUCGGGUUUCCUUUUCCCUGCAGCCAGUGGCGGAUGUGGUUGUGGAUGUUCUCAGCAAGCAGCUUGUGCUCCAGCGGCUCCAUGCUGUGGCGCAGCUCGCGCCCGACAUGACAAGACUCUUCAGCCAAGCGAAACUGAUGAACUGGAAUUGGUAAGUCUUUUUGAUCAUAAUACGGGCUGGCCCAAGCAGAAAACGUUCUUGUAGAACAAAUCAAAUAGCAAAGUUUAUAGUGCUCCAGUUGCAUACAUUACUUUAGUCACCAAAUUUCAAGAACAUCAAAAAGUUAUGUUUUAACAAUAAGGAUUAAAAAAUGUUCUGCCAAUUAGACGUUCAUGGCUACAUGUGUCAGUAAGGAACGAAAUUUUUAACCCAUUUUUUUAGAAAAUCUUAAGAAAUUUUCCAAAAGUUAUUUCCUCGCAUAAAAUGUCCCCUUUCCAAAAAAACAUUACAUUAAAUUUUACAGCAAUGAAAAAAUAAAUUUUUAUAUGUAUUUUUUAGCGAGCCCGUUUGACUGGCCUUCCCUUGGAUCAGCAGCCCGUUAAAACGAAAGGCGAGGACGUUCCAACUCAAGGUUUGGCCGUUUUCGAACAAAUGGGCGAAGUCAACGCUCCGAAGAAUGUACACCGUCAAAAAAGAGCUGAUCCUUUCUCGAAGGAAGUCGGUGUUGAUGGCUCUGUGAAGGACGAGACUUUGGUUAAAGUUGAUCAGAGUACUCCGUCGCCAAUCGACGAAGCAGAAAGUGCCAAAACUGAGAAGCCGGAGACUGAUGAUGACAUCAAAUGUAACAGUCAAGUGCUGAAGAAGCUGAUUUUGGAGGUAGGUUUGAAGAAUUUUGAAAUUAGGAAACAGCAAAAAUCCAAGAAUAUAGGCAAACGCGUAAUUUUCUCGGUGUAUCUCCCACCAUUUUUCUUAUUAGUUUUUAGUUCGCAAAGAGUAAAAGUCUCCGUUAGACAUGCAAAGCAAGGGCAAAAAUUUUUUUCUUUUGUCAACUUUUAACAAGGAAAGUACUUCUAUGGGGUGUGGAGUUACAGGUCGAGUCAUAUAUCAAAAAAUUCGCAAAAUUUCUCUGAUUCUGAAUAUGUAAAAAUUAGCUGCCUAAUUUUGGUUUGUAAGGGUAAAAAAACCCUCGGAACUUUUCUCGAAACACCACGCAAAUGCCUUUUUGACAAAGUUUUUACCAAAUCAAAAGCUUGCUUUUGAGUUAAAGUAAACUCUGGUAUCUUUACAAGCCUUAAAAUAUCGCAUUUAAUUUAUACUACACCUUAAUUAGUAGUUGCAAUGUAAAAAAGGCGCAUUUUCAUGGUGUUGCGAGAAAAGUUCAGAGGAUUUUUUCACCCUUACAAACAAAAAUUAGGCAGCUAAUUUUUACAUAUUCAGAAUCAGAAAAAUUUUGCGAAUUUUUUGAUAUAUGACUCGACCUGUAACUCCACACCCCAUAGAAGUACUUUCCUUGUAAAAUAUUUUUCAGCAAAUCACCGAGAACUCUUCCAUUUCCAAGCGUCGGAUCAACAAGGAAGCCGAGAAGGUCUUCGGCGGCCGGAUUGAUGUGAUUUGUUCUCGCGGCCAUUUCAGCUACGUCUACUCGAGCUCCCUGUUCUGUGAGGCCACCAAAGGAGAGGUCACUUGUAUUGCGUUUAGACAGUCUCAUUAA
Molecule: messenger RNA, 1696 nt
Organism: Bursaphelenchus xylophilus (pine wood nematode)
Lineage: Eukaryota; Metazoa; Nematoda; Chromadorea; Rhabditida; Aphelenchoididae
Source: the annotation of a GenBank genome assembly